Messenger RNA from Rotaria sp. Silwood2, 1470 nucleotides. The record is from the annotation of a GenBank genome assembly. NCBI's taxonomy places the organism in Eukaryota, Metazoa, Rotifera, Eurotatoria, Philodinida, Philodinidae.
AUGAAUAAUUAUAUCUCAUAUCAUGAUGGGAAUAUUAAUGAAUAUAUUUUUGAUGAUGAUUCUAUUGAUAGAAAACAUCAUUUAUACAAUUCACUAGCAUCUGGUCAAGUUCAACGACCCAAUAUAAAUCCUUCAAUUUAUCCAAUAUUACAUCAAACUUUAUCGACUGUUCCAGCAAAUCAAAUCUAUAUACACCAACAACGAGAUAUUUUAGCAAAAAAUUAUCGUCGUAUAUCAAUUAAUGAUGAUAUUAUUACAAUUGAUCAUAAUGAUGCUGAUACUUCAUUUAUAUUACCAAAUUUAUAUGAAUUACCAGAAGAUAUUCGUAUUCGUGUUAUGGAUAAUCUUGUUGAUAUACCAACAAUGGUAUCAUUGGAAGAAACAAGACGUCUCAAUUGGUGGGUUAAUAAAAAAUUACCAUGUUCGAAAUUAUAUCCUUUAGUAACAAGCGGAGAUGGAAAUUGUUUAUUACAUGCAACAUCACUGGCAAUGUGGGGUUUUCAUGAUCAUUCAUUAUCAAUGCGUAAAGCAUUAAAUGAAACAUUAAUUACAUCAAAACCAAAUAAUUCACUUUAUCGACGUUGGCGUUGGACUCAAUCAGUACAAAAUAAAAAAUAUGGUCUGGUUUUUUCUGAACAAGAAUGGAAUGAAGAAUGGAGAAGUUUAUUACGAUUAUCAUCAGCUGAACCACGUGUUUCACAAACAAAAUCAUCCGAUUUAAAUUCUUCAAUUGAUGAAAUCAAUUAUUCAAAAUCAUCUCAAACAAAUACUGAUCUUCCAACAAAAUCUUCAUCACAAUCAACUCGACAAUAUUAUGAAAGUUUAGAAGAAUUUCAUGUUUAUGUUCUUGCAAAUAAUAUUCGUCGACCGAUUAUUAUCUAUUCAGAUACAAUAUUACGUACGAAUGAUGGUGAAGCUAUUUCACCGAUUGAAUUCGGUGGAAUUUAUUUACCAUUAGAAAUUUCACCUGACAAAUGUCAUAAACAACCGAUAUUUUUGGCAUAUGAUGCUGCACAUUUUUCAGCUCUUCUACCUAUGGAACAAAAUAGUAAAUCAACAUCAAAAAUUACUUAUCGAAUACCUUUAAUUGAUAUCGAAACAUUGGAUAUAUUACCAUUACAUUUUUAUAUUGAUCCUGGUUUAAAUUUUCAAUGGCCAAUUGAUGAAGAAUUAUCUGAUGAUAAAAUUCAUUUCUAUACAAAUUAUGGAGAAAAUCGAAUGGAUAUACUUGAAAAAUAUUUAAAUUUAUCAAAAGAAUAUAUUCCACUAAAUAAUUUAUUUUCACAAACAAUAAAAACAAAACAUGAUAAUCGUAUAUCAACAAUAACAACAGAUAUAAAUAUAUCAAAUGAAUUAAAUUCAACAAUAACAAAUAAAAAAAUUUCUCGUCCAUCAUUAAAUUCAUUUUCAAAAAUAUUUCGUCGAACAUUUAUUGAACCAUUUUCAUCAACUAAACGUNGAAAUAAAUAA